AUGCCGGGCUCCGCCUGCCUCCUUUCGGAAUGGGCGGGGCUACGGAGUGGUUGCCUUGGCGACAGUGGACGUCCCGUCGAGGGGAGUGGGGGAGGAGGAGGAGACAAGGAAGUUCCCGGAGUUUGCCUCAAGUUGUACCGUCGUCGCCAUGGGGGCCUCCGGCAGCCGCCUACCCCGAGACCUCCUGGGGAAUACCAGUACCCCACUCCCGCCUCGUCCCUUCGCUGUGCAGCUCGCUGGGCUGCCUUCGCCGAGGGGGGGGGGGGAACUAUGGACGUCUUCGCUGGGCUCUCUACCUUUCUCGCUGGCGGGGGUGGGGGUGGAGCUGAGGAGCAGAAGUUGUGUGAGCUGACCUUUCUUGACCAGCAAGAGAUCCUGCUGGCCCACAAGCGAUUCAGUGAACUGCUGCCCAAGGAGGACCGGGAUCAGGCUUUCACCACAAGGAUUCCCAAGAGCAAGAUUUUGAUGCUGCCUGAACUGCGGGCAAACCCCUUCCGCCACCGCAUUUGCCACGUCUUCUCUACUACGGAUGACAGGGAAGGCGGCCUGUCCUUUGAGGACUUUCUGGACAUGCUGAGCGUCUUUAGCGACUCUGCAACGCCAGAGAUCAAAUCGCAUUACGCCUUCCGCAUCUUUGGUGAGUUCCAGCCUGGUUGGGGCUUAGUCUGUGACAGAGAAAGCGGAAACACUUUGUUGGGAGACUUUCUGUGAGCCAAGAGUGCAGCUGCACUCUCUUUGAAAGAGCUGAAAUGCAAGAGCUGCGCAGGGAUACGGAUUGGCACACAG
This is a messenger RNA of Podarcis muralis (Common wall lizard), 786 nucleotides long. Lineage: Eukaryota; Metazoa; Chordata; Lepidosauria; Squamata; Lacertidae. The record is from RefSeq and is a predicted model, not a curated record.